CUAGAGUUCGCGUGUGUAUACAACCAAAAAGUUUCUUUGUCUACCAUUUUGUAAGUCUCUUACAAUUCUGGCUAACACAUUCAAAAAACUGAUCGCCAAAUAUCACAGGCCAAAUUGUUUCAUCUCGAAGUCCGAUAAAAUAUACCUAAAAUUCAUUUUCGGGUUUUAUUCUAUGUACCAUAAGAGUUACACUUAGGCAGUUUCGUUUAAUUAAUAUUCGCGGGAAAUUCACCUUAAAUUUUGCGGUUAGUUCGAGUUAGUAAGUUAAAGAAGACCAGACAAGAUGCCAGACGUAAUCAACAAAAACAAUAACACCUAUGCCAACGAGAUCGGUCGCUUCUCCAAGAACCAUCCGAAUGUCGGACUGUUCAACCAGCUUAGGGGAAUCAGCGUCGUCAAUGGCGACAUCAAAGAUCUGUCCCCGAAAGUCAGGGCUUACGUGGAGGAAAACAUCGACCUGUGCCAGCCCGAACAGGUCCACAUCUGCGACGGUACCGAGCACGAAAACUCCCAUCUCCUGGACUUGAUGCAAAAGAAGGGCACGAUCAUCCCGUUGCCCAAGUACCAGAACUGUUGGUUGGCCAAGACCAACCCCGCCGACACCGCUCGCGUUGAAUCGAAAACCUUCAUCUGCACCGAGAAACGGGCCGAGACCAUCCCAACCACCAAGCAGGGCAUCAAGGGAACCUUGGGCAACUGGAUCUCCCCGAGAGACAUGGACUCCGCCGUCAAGGAACGUUUCGCUGGAUGCAUGAGAGGUCGCACCAUGUACAUCGUCCCCUAUUCCAUGGGACCCCUGACAUCUCCGCUCUCAAAAAUCGGCAUUGAACUUACCGAUUCACCCUACGUGGUCGCCUCGAUGAGAAUCAUGACAAGAAUGGGCAAGGCUGUUUUGAGCAAGCUCAUUGAAACUGAUGAAUUUGUGAAAUGCCUUCACUCGGUCGGCACUCCGGCGAACGGAUUUGUGGAAAUGCCCAGCUGGCCUUGCGAUCCGGAACGCACAAUUAUCUUGCACAAACCGGCAUCCAAUGAAAUCGUCUCUUACGGCAGUGGAUAUGGUGGUAACUCACUCCUGGGCAAGAAAUGUUUCGCUUUGAGAAUCGGCUCCACCAUUGCCAAGAGGGAAGGAUGGUUGGCAGAGCAUAUGCUGAUUUUGGGUAUCACCAACCCUCAAGGCAGAAAGCGUUACAUCGCCGCUGCUUUCCCAUCAGCUUGCGGCAAGACCAACUUGGCCAUGAUGACACCUUCUCUACCCGGAUACAAAAUCGAAUGCGUUGGAGAUGACAUCGCCUGGAUGCGCUUUGACAGCAACGGCCAACUGAGAGCCAUCAACCCUGAAAACGGAUUCUUUGGAGUAGCCCCCGGUACUUCAAACAGCAGCAACCCGAUUGCUAUGAAAACAGUGUUCAAGAAUACCCUGUUCACUAACGUCGCAUCAACCAGCGACGGUGGAGUUUUCUGGGAAGGAAUGGAAAAUGAAAUCGACGACAACGUCAAAAUCACAGACUGGAGAGGCAACCACUGGGUCAAAGGAGAAAGCAAAACACCAGCUGCCCAUCCCAACUCAAGAUUUUGUACGCCGGCUGAACAAUGCCCAAUUAUAGAUCCAGAAUGGGAGGCACCCGAGGGAGUUCCGAUUUCGGCAAUCCUAUUUGGAGGCCGCAGACCGGCUGGAGUUCCCCUCGUUUACGAGGCGAGAAACUGGAGACACGGCGUGUUCAUCGGCGCCGCCAUGAGAUCCGAAGCAACGGCCGCCGCCGAACACAAGGGAAAAGUUAUCAUGCACGAUCCGUUCGCAAUGAGACCCUUCUUUGGUUACAACUUCGGCCACUACUUGGAGCACUGGCUGAGCAUGGAAAACCGUUCCUCAACUCUGCCCAAGAUCUUCCACGUUAACUGGUUCAGAAAGGACAGCGACGGCAAAUUCUUGUGGCCCGGAUUCGGUGAGAACUCCAGGGUGCUGGAUUGGAUCCUGAGGAGAUUAGACAAUGAAGACUGCGCUUUGAACACACCCAUUGGACUGAUUCCCAAGGAGGAUGCCAUCAAUCUGACUGGUCUGAAAGAGGAGAUCAAUAUGAAAGAGUUGUUCGCCCUGCCAAAAGACUUUUGGCUGGAGGAAACCUAUGCUAUCGAUAAAUACUUCCAAGAGCAAGUCGGUAUGGAUCUCCCAGAAGCCAUCAGUGCUGAACUUAAGAAUCUUAAGAAACGUAUCAAUGAAAUGUAAAUCAAUAUUCCAUAAAUGUUUAAAUGUUUUUAUGUGUAGCUAUGACAUUAUUUACUUCUAUUCUUGAAGUAUGCUGGUAUUAUAUGUACGUUUUUAAAUUUUAGUUUAGUUUUAAGUAUUUUUUUAAUUACAUUAAGCUGUGUAAAUGUAUAUUAUUUUACUAAUAAAGUAUCGUUUAAUUUAAA
Aethina tumida (small hive beetle) is the source of this 2409-nucleotide messenger RNA. RefSeq names its product phosphoenolpyruvate carboxykinase [GTP]-like. The coding region runs from base 284 to 2224 and encodes 646 amino acids. Gene Ontology annotation, biological process: hepatocyte differentiation; cellular response to glucose stimulus; gluconeogenesis. The record is from RefSeq and is a predicted model, not a curated record. Gene Ontology annotation, molecular function: GTP binding; phosphoenolpyruvate carboxykinase (GTP) activity; manganese ion binding. The transcript has 4 exons. Gene Ontology annotation, cellular component: cytosol. NCBI's taxonomy places the organism in Eukaryota, Metazoa, Arthropoda, Insecta, Coleoptera, Nitidulidae.